AUGGACACAUUAUUAGAUAAGAAAGAUAUUAAUGCAAAUGAUAAAGAUUUGCUAAAGAAAAAGAAGAAAAACACAUUUAGCUAAAAGGAAGUUUUUAGUGAUGGCUAUGAUACAGAUGGGUAUAAAGAUGAAGAAGAUAGAAAGAAGUUAAAUUAAAUGAAUGAAGUUGAUAGAGUAAAUGAAUUGAAUAGAAGAUUGGAGGAAAGAAAUAAUAAAAAAUUUGAUGACAAAAUAGCAGAAAAGGCAGAAAAAGUUAAAACAACUGCAGGAGCUGCAGUAGCAUCUAAUAUUUUUGUAGAUCCUACCAAUGGCUUAGACUAAUCUAAAAAGAGUUAAGUAGAAAAGGAUAAAAUGCAGCUAAAAAAAGAAUUAGAAACAAAAAGAGAAAAGUUAAAAGACUCAAAUUCUCAUUCUAAUAAUAAUAAUGAUUAUAAUUUUUCACAAUAUGAUGAUUUUAAGAGUUAAACUCAUGGUCUAGCUCAGCACUAAAGAGAAAGAAAUACUUAGAGUGAAGAAUUUUAAAAAUUAGUUAAAUAGCUAACUCUCUCAAAAGAUUAUCUAAACAAGUUACUACUUCGUUCUUAUUUUCAUGAAUUAGUUAAGGGAGUAUAUGUUAAAGUUAGAAUAGGAACAAAAUACGAAAUCUAUAAAAUAGAAGGUGCUCAUUCUGAAGGUAAUAAUACUGUUUUUACAUUAAAUAAUGGACUCAAGACCAGAAAAAUAGAUUUACAAUAUAUUUCAAACUAAAAUCCUGAUCAAGUUGAGCUAUGUACUUACUAUGAAUAAAAUAAACAUGAAAAACUUCAGAGCUUAGUUGAUAAAAAGAAGUAGUUUGAUGACUUGAUAAAUAAAAAGUAAGAAAAGAGUGAGAAGCAAAAAUAUUAAGAGAUAGACUAGCAAAUUUCCUAAAAAAUAGAGCAAGGAUAUUAUGAAAAGCAGAAUAAUUUAAAUGCUAAUGAAAUUUAAACUAAUAUUGGUUUUUACAAAGAUAGAAUAUUAGAUAUAGAUUAUAUUGAGCAAAAUUAGAUAUAAGUAGGUAAGUCAGAAUUGGAAAAGCUCUAAAAAGACAAAGUUAGAUUUUAAAAAAAUGUAGAAUACUUGUAAAAGUAAAUUAAACUUGUUAAGCACUAAAUAGUACCAAUUUUUACCAAAAAUGUUCUUGAAAUGGGUUCUAAAAUCAGUGAAUAGGCACUAAAUAAAAAAAAUGCAAAAAUUAAAGACAAAGCCAUGAUAAGAAGAUAGAAAAUUCAAAAAUUACAAUAACCAUAUUUUGCCUUCGAAGAAUAAUUCAAGCAACUUUCUCAAUACUCUACAUCUAUUUUAUUGAAGGAAAUAAUUAAAAAUAAUCAUUCAAGCUUGCACCUUUCAUCCUAAAUAUAAAAAGACUUAAGUCUUAUUGAUUGUUCUGAUUAAACAAUGCAAUCUUUGAUUUCUAACAAAAAAUGA
Molecule: messenger RNA, 1446 nt
Organism: Tetrahymena thermophila SB210
Lineage: Eukaryota; Ciliophora; Oligohymenophorea; Hymenostomatida; Tetrahymenidae
Product: plus-3 domain protein
Exons: 3
Molecular function (GO): DNA binding
Source: RefSeq, a predicted model, not a curated record